AUGACAGACACGACAGAUGAUAUAGUAGAAGAUAUCUCAUUCCAAACCUUUGAAGAUGACUGUAGGCUACUUGCCAAUCUCUUCAACGAUGUCUUGCAGCGUGAGGUCGGAACCAAGUUCAUUGAGAUGCUCGACAAAAUCCGUGUCCUUGCACAGAGUGGUUGUAACAUGAGACAAGCAGGGAUUGAGGACAUGGCAGAGUUGCUAGAGAAACAAUUGGCUUCAAAGUUGUCCAAGUUGUCAUUGGACGAAGCUCUCACCAUCGCACGUGCAUUAAGCCAUUAUCUUACUUUGAUGGGUAUAGCUGAGACCCGUCACAGGCUUCGUAAGGGAAACACAGCACUUGUUGCAAAAUCUUGUGAUGACAUCUUUAACCAAUUGGUGCAAGGUGGAGUUACUCCAGAUGAGCUUUAUAACACAGUUUGCAAGCAGGAGGUUGAAAUCGUUCUUACAGCUCAUCCUACACAAAUUAAUCGUCGCACUUUACAAUACAAACACAUUAAAAUUGCUCAUCUUUUGGACUAUAAUGCUCAACUUGAUCUUAGCACUGAAGAUCGAGAAAUGGUGAUUGAAGAUCUGGUGAGAGAGAUAACUUCAAUUUGGCAAACAGAUGAGCUUAGGCGCCAAAAGCCUACACCAGUUGACGAAGCUAGGGCUGGAUUGAAUAUUGUGCAUCAAUCACUUUGGAAAGCUAUUCCCCGUUAUUUACGACGAGUUAGCAAUGCUCUAAAGAAGCAUACAGGAAAACCACUUCCGUUGACAUGUACUCCCAUAAGAUUUGGAUCUUGGAUGGGAGGUGACAGAGAUGGAAACCCAAAUGUGACAGCAAAGGUAACAAAGGAUGUUUCAGUUUUAUCUAAAUGGAUGGCAAUUGAUCUCUAUAUACAAGAAGUGGAUAGCUUGAGAUUUGAGCUAUCCAUGAAUAGGUGCAGUGAUAAGUUGUUGAAACUAGCUCGUGAAAUUGUAGGAGAUGCAAAUAAUGAGAAUCAUCGUGAGCAUCGAUCUCAACCUACGAGCAGAAGUCAAUCAAAACAACCUAAUCAACAGGCUUCUUCUCUUCCAACUCACCUUCCUGCUACAGCUCAUUUACCCACUUUUGCUGCACAUGGUGAAUCUCACCAUCCCAGACUAGACAUGCCAGGACGUGAUCCAAAGCAACCCAAGAACAAGGCCAGCGAGGUUUCAUGUCCGACGACAUCUAAGAAAGACGGUCAAAGUACUAAAUCAGAAACAAUGCAACGCUCUCCUUCGUUCAACUCUUCUAGUCAACUCCUUGCACAGAGGAAGCUCUUUGCAGAAUCCCAAAUAGGAAGAUCAAGCUUUCAAAAACUUUUGGAGCCAAAGCCUUCUGAUGGUCCUGGAUUUGCUCCUUAUAGAGUUGUACUUGGACAUGUAAAAGAUAAGCUUCAAAGAAGUCAAAGUCGGCUAGAGUUUCUUCUAGAGGAUUGUCCAUGUGAGCAAAAUCCAUCUGAUUUUUAUGAAACAACAGAACAGCUUUUGGAACCUCUGCUCCUCUGUUAUGAAUCUCUGCAAUCAUGUGGAUCUACAGUGCUAGCAGAUGGUCGAUUAGCUGACUUAAUUCGAAGAGUUUCUACCUUUGGAAUGAUGUUAAUGAAGCUUGAUUUGCGUCAGGAAUCUACUAGACAUUCUGAAACAGUUGAUGCAAUUACCAAGUACUUGGGAAUGGGUACAUACAGUGAGUGGAAUGAAGAGAAGAAAUUGGACUUCUUAACCAAAGAGUUGAAAGGGAAAAGACCAUUGGUUCCUCCUAGUAUACAGGUUGCGCCUGAUGUUCAAGAAGUCUUAGAUACCUUUCGUGUUGCUGCUGAGUUGGGAAGUGAUUCACUUGGUGCCUAUGUGAUCUCUAUGGCUUCAAAUGCAAGUGAUGUCCUUGCAGUAGAGCUUUUACAAAAGGAAGCACGACUUGCUGUCCAUGGGGAGAAGGGAAGUCCAUGUCCCGGUGGAACGCUACGCGUCGUUCCGCUAUUUGAAACUGUGAAGGACCUGAGGGGGGCUGGUUCAGUUAUUCGAAAACUUCUAUCAAUAGAUUGGUAUCGGCAACACGUCAUUAAGAACCAUAACGGGCACCAAGAGGUCAUGGUUGGAUAUUCUGAUUCUGGCAAAGAUGCUGGGCGCUUUACUGCUGCUUGGGAACUUUAUAAAGCUCAGGAGGAUGUUGUAGCCGCUUGCCAUGAAUAUGGUAUUAAAGUUACUCUGUUCCAUGGCCGUGGAGGCACUAUUGGUCGUGGUGGUGGCCCAACGUAUCUAGCUAUUCAGUCCCAACCACCAGGCUCUGUGAUGGGAACCCUUCGUUCCACUGAACAAGGAGAGAUGAUCCAAGCCAAGUUUGGGUUGCCAGACACAGCUAUUAGACAACUUGAAAUAUAUACAACAGCUGUGUUACUUGCUACACUUCGUCCACCUCUUCCACCUCGAGAAGAAAAAUGGCGAAGUUUAAUGGAAGACAUUUCAAAAAUAAGCUGUCAGAGUUACCGUAGUGUAGUUUAUGAGAAUCCAGAAUUCCUUUCUUAUUUCAAUGAAGCCACGCCGCAAGCAGAGCUUGGCUUCCUUAACAUAGGUAGUCGCCCUGCGAGACGAAAGAGUACAACAGGAAUUGGACACCUUCGAGCCAUACCAUGGGUUUUUGCAUGGACCCAAACCAGGUUUGUUCUUCCAGCUUGGCUUGGAGUUGGUGCCGGUUUACAAGGUGCUUGUGAGAAAGGGCACACUGAGGAGCUAAAAGCCAUGUACAAAGAGUGGCCUUUCUUUCAAAGUACCAUAGACCUAAUUGAGAUGAUUUUGGGAAAAACAGACAUUUAUAUUACCAAACACUAUGAUGAUGUUCUUGUGUCUGAGAAGCGAAAAGAUCUCGGCCGUCAACUAAGGAAUGAACUCAUAACCACCGGGAAAUUUAUACUAGUGAUUAGUGGGCAUGGGAAAAUUCAACAGAACAACAGGAUCUUGAGGAGGCUUAUUGAGAGCAGACUUCCCUUCCUAAAUCCAAUGAACAUGUUACAAGUAGAGAUACUUAAGAGGUUAAGAAGUGAUGAUGACAAUACCAAAGCUAGAGAUGCUUUGCUCAUAACCAUAAAUGGUAUUGCUGCUGGGAUGAGGAAUACAGGAUGACUUAACUUAUCAACAACUA
Arachis stenosperma is the source of this 3145-nucleotide messenger RNA. Its product is annotated as phosphoenolpyruvate carboxylase 4. The transcript has 20 exons. Gene Ontology annotation, molecular function: phosphoenolpyruvate carboxylase activity. Gene Ontology annotation, cellular component: cytosol. The coding region runs from base 1 to 3126 and encodes 1041 amino acids. The record is from RefSeq and is a predicted model, not a curated record. NCBI's taxonomy places the organism in Eukaryota, Viridiplantae, Streptophyta, Magnoliopsida, Fabales, Fabaceae. Gene Ontology annotation, biological process: carbon fixation; tricarboxylic acid cycle.